Bipolaris maydis ATCC 48331 is the source of this 432-nucleotide messenger RNA. Lineage: Eukaryota; Fungi; Ascomycota; Dothideomycetes; Pleosporales; Pleosporaceae. The record is from RefSeq and is a predicted model, not a curated record.
AUGGCUGAGGGAGAGGUAGGAUUGCAUAGUGAAUGUGGCUUGAGAAGGCGCCGAGCAGUUGCGCCGGUCAGAAUCGGCAAAGACUACACAGUAAUCUCGCACUUGGUGAAGACAUCUCGAUUUACGGAAAAGGAGGAGGGUGCUGACUACCGAUUGAAGACAAGAUUGACCUCAUCCAUGGCCCUCUGCCUGUGGACUGGUGAUCAUUUCAAGCAGCUUCAGCUUUGUGAGGAUGACGUUGACCAGGAUGAAACCACUAUCAUCUCCGGCCAGAUGUUUGUCAUUGCUCACCAGAUAUUGGCUCAUACUCAUCUUGCCCCUUCCACACUUGCUGUUGUGCCCAAUAGCCUUGUCAAUCCCAACGGCUACCUCUUGGGAGUCUUCCUUUCUAGUCUUGAGAAGCGCUUAAAUCUUAAUAGAGCGACAGCGUAG